Molecule: messenger RNA, 2412 nt
Organism: Penicillium soppii
Lineage: Eukaryota; Fungi; Ascomycota; Eurotiomycetes; Eurotiales; Aspergillaceae
Exons: 5
Coding region: 1-2412 (803 amino acids)
Source: RefSeq, a predicted model, not a curated record
AUGGACUUUUGGUCUCGUCUUAUCGGCGGCUCACGCGCACUGCCCAACAAGUCCAAGGCCACCUCCCCUACAGAACGACUCACGGCAUUUAAGCGCGCCUGCAAUGCUCUCCAGCAAAUAUGGCGCUCAACCAACACCCCCUCCGGCGAACAAUCCGUAGCACACGCGCGGGCGUACAUUGAACGCCUCAACUCCAUCCUGAGCGAAGAAUCCCGCGGACCCGCACCGCACCCCUGUGUCGUCUAUGCAGCAUCCUCUCAGGUCUUUGUUACAGUCACCAAGCUCGCUCUGUCAUUCCAUGAUGAUGGCGUUCUUAAAUCAGCCACUGUUUUCUUUAAUACGCUGAUCGACGCGGAGGUCGACGGUGUCGUGGAUAACCGAUUGUUUGCCCGUGCGUUGGUCGACUUGGUCCGUCGUGCCGAGAAGACCUCGGACGAGAUCGAAGGUCGACUCGUUGAACUGCUCUUCGGCAUCGCCAACAAUAUUCGUCUCCAGCCCGUCAUCUUGCCUGCGUGGUUCGUGCCUCGAACAACACCAAUUGCCCAGGACAGCGAAUCCCAAGCCCCGAUUGGGACCGAGUUCGCCGGUGCUACGAGGAAGGAUGAUUUUCCUCUGUUCUAUUUGCUAGUCGACUAUGUCCACAGCGAGGGGCGUGCUGGCGACUUUGCGCGGACCGGGUUGCUUUACCUUAUCGAGACCGCAUCGCGGUCAAAGAAUCUGGAGAAAUGGUUGAUUGAGAGUGACCUGGCCACGCUCAUGGCCACCGGACUUGGGGCAUUAUACAGUCAGUUGGGACACUUGUCAUACACCCCUGAUGAGAAUGUCCCCCAUAUUGUCGUGCUAUCCGACCAUGCCGAGCAAGAGACGGCGUUGCAACCGACCUUGGGCCAGGCAAUGGAAGCCUUCAUGUCAUAUCUGCUAUUUUGGCAAGAUACCAUCGACCAUUGCAAGUCUGUCGAAGUGAAUGACACUUUACUGGAUCAUUUCCAGGUGCUGUUUUUAGAACAAUUAUUAUAUCCUUCUUUGUUAGAAUCAUCAGAUGUUGCUGGUGGAUCAACAGCAGCGGUGCUGACAUACAUGUGCCGAAUUCUCGACUCAAUCGAUCAAGGCGAAUUGGUCCAUCGAAUUCUGCAUUUCUUACUGGCAUCGACUCCUAGGCCCGAAGAGCAAAUGGACAUGUCAGCGAGCCGACGAAAGUCGCUCAAUGUGCUGGCUGCGUUGGCUUCCGAAGCAGCCCAACCAUCUCCAUCGCUGUUCAAUCUACGCGACCUCGCCCUAUUGGGACUCCAGUCCUCGAACCGUCAAACCGUGCUAGCUACACUACGUCUCUUAACGACUGUUCUUCAAAGACAUCAUCCCUUUGCAAGGGCGCUGAUCCACACGAUUUCUUCCCAGCCCGCACAGCAGCGUCCGGUUGGCGCCUUGAAUGCCGAACUCGAGCAGCUUAUGGCUAUGGGAACCUCCCUGGUCGAUGAUCCCACGCUGAACGAGUCGUACGACAACUAUAUUGCAGAUGCAACUUGCGUGCUAGAAUCUCGACUGUGUCUGCCUGUGUCUUCGAUGGAGGAAGAUGAGGAGACGCUACACCUACCUCUUGCAAUCCAGCAAGACGAUCCCAUUGUACAAGCCCUCUUCGACUGCCUCGGCUCUUUCUUCACAAACAGUGUCAUUGUCAACUUGGCGCUAACGGGCGUGUUGAUGAGCCUGGCGUCAUCACAUCUUUUUUCUCUAGACGGAUGGGUGUUGGUUGACCCCAAUCAAUAUGACACACCGUCAUCAGAGACAGGUGAACAGGUUGACCCCGUCCGUCAAGCUUACCAGGCACCGACUUGGCCCGCGACAGCUGCUCCCACUUUGACUGCAGCGUUGCAAAGGCUCGUGGACCAGGUCCGACAGUGGCAGCGUGAACUACCGGACUUCGAUGUCCUUGUCGCAGCUCGGCGCGAGCUCCUCCACCAAGAUGAACAUCCACAAACACCAAAUCGAUCGCGAGAGCCCUCAGUGCCUCCCUUGCCCUCAACGGACCGCUCGCGCUCAUCAUUCCCCGGCUCCCCGGAUACCUCUACACCAGCCUCCCGUGGUCGCUCUCCGUACCCCGCCAAUUCGUCCGAGAUAACUAGGUUGGACCGGAACAACCAAUCUAUUCCUCCGAAUGCCUCGCGCGGAUCCUCAAACGCCCGGAGCUUCGCCGCCGAGGCUCUUCGUCAGCGACUUGCCACACCGUUCCCGCCUGCUUCCGCUGAUCCGCAGUCCUCGGAGGAAACACCGCCCUCGGAGGAUACUAAAGAUGCUCCGGUCGCAACUCUUGGUCAUGUAUUGACGAAUGUGGUGAUCCUAUAUGAGUUCAUUCUAGAGUUGUCGGCGGUGGUACAAGUUCGGGGUAGUCUAUUUGAAGAGGCCGGAUAUGUGUAA